UUUGCCACCAUGGGGAACUGGUUUGUGAAUGAGGGACUGUCCAUCUUUGUUGUCCUGGGAUGGCUGGGGCUGAACGUGUUCCUCUUUGUCUGGUUCUAUCGAGUUUAUGCUAUUCCAGAUAACUUCUACUACACUCGAAAACUUCUUGGGCCAGCCCUGGCCUGGGCCAGGGCCCCUGCAGCCUGCCUGAAUUUGAAUUGCACGCUGAUCCUGCUGCCAGUCUGUCGCAAUCUGCUCUCCUUCCUCAGGGGUUCCAGUGUGUGCUGUUCAACAAGAAUGCGAAGACAAUUGGACAGGAACCUCACCUUUCAUAAAAUGGUGGCAUGGAUGAUUGCACUUCACACUGCGAUUCACACCGUUGCGCAUCUAUUUAAUGUGGAAUGGUGUGUGAAUGCCCGGGUCAACAAUUCAGAUCCUUUUUUAAUAGCACUCUCUAACAUUGGAGAUAAACCAGGUGAAUCUUACCUCAAUUUUGUUCGAAGCAGAAUCAAGAAUCCUGAAGGAGGACUGUAUGUGGCUGUGACUAAGGUAGCAGGCAUCACUGGAAUUGUCAUCACACUGUGCCUCAUAUUAAUUAUCACCUCCUCCACCAAAACUAUCCGGAGGUCUUACUUUGAAGUGUUUUGGUACACACACCACCUCUUCGUGAUCUUUUUCAUCGGUCUUGCCAUCCAUGGAGUCGAGCAAAUUGUACGUGGACAAACCAAGGCCAGCUUGGAGGUACAUAAACCAAGAGUCUGUGAAAGUAGUAUCUCGACAUGGGGACAAAGUGGUAGCUGCCCAGUUCCGCAGUUCUCUGGGAACCCUCCUAUGACUUGGAAAUGGAUAAUAGGUCCUAUGUUCCUGUAUGUGUGUGAGAGGCUGGUCCGGUUUUGGCGAUCUCAACAGAAGGUGGUCAUCACCAAGGUGGUCACUCACCCUUUCAAAACUAUCGAGCUACAGAUGAAGAAGAAGGGUUUCAAGAUGGAGGUGGGACAGUACAUUUUUGUCAAGUGCCCCGUGGUAUCCAAGCUGGAGUGGCACCCUUUCACGCUGACUUCCGCCCCUGAGGAAGACUUUUUUAGCAUCCAUAUCCGUAUUGUCGGGGACUGGACGGAAGGACUGUUCAAUGCAUGCGGCUGUGACAAGCAGGAGUUCCAAGAUGCCUGGAAACUCCCCAAGAUAGCUGUUGAUGGACCCUUUGGCACAGCCAGUGAAGAUGUGUUCAGCUACGAGGUGGUGAUGUUAGUAGGAGCAGGGAUUGGGGUCACACCAUUUGCAUCCAUCCUCAAGUCAGUCUGGUACAAAUAUUGCAACAACGCCACCAAUCUGAAGCUCACAAAGAUCUACUUUUAUUGGCUCUGUCGGGACACACAUGCCUUUGAGUGGUUUGCGGACUUGCUGCAGCUGCUGGAGACCCAGAUGCAGGAGAGAGACAAUGCUGGCUUCCUCAGCUACAAUAUCUACCUCACUGGUUGGGACGAGUCUCAGGCAAAUCACUUUGCUGUGCACCAUGAUGAGGAGAAAGACGUGAUCACUGGUCUGAAACAGAAGACCUUGUAUGGGCGACCCAAUUGGGAUAAUGAGUUCAAGACCAUCGCGAGUCAACACCCAAAUACCAGAAUAGGCGUUUUCCUCUGCGGCCCCGAAGCCUUGGCUGAAACCCUCAGUAAACAGAGCAUCUCCAACUCGGAGUCUGGCCCUCGGGGAGUGCACUUCAUUUUCAAUAAGGAAAACUUCUAACUGGUCUCUUCCACAAGGAAAUCAAUGUGGGUGAUACUGCCAAACUCCCGAGUGAUGCAAGUUGAAAACAGAAAUCCCCCCCACCUCCGCUUUAAUGAAAACCCCCCUAGAAUGCAUUGGUUUUCGCUAAUGGUUGAUGCUUUCAAAGAUUGUUUGAUAGUUGGCGCUUCAUAGUUUCCAGAGCACUCUUACUUCUGUUUUUCCUCAGUAAUGCAAGGGAAAGGUAGGCAAGGAUUACUGGGCUCAGUUUUUUUGAUAAGCAGAGGCUCCAAAUGGUGAAGUAACUUCCCUAAGAUUAGGAAGCUGAGACCUGACCAAGGCCUCUAAGUCCAGAUUUGGAUGGUCUUUCCUCAAUAGCAGUCUGCUUGCAAAUAGGUUUGUAUAUUUCCAGAAAGAAGAAGCCAACUGGGAGUGGGUAUUCAUUUUCCUCUUCAUGUCAUCGUUGUUAUUAUUGUUGUACAGGUGAUAUAUGCUGAGAGGGAUAUAGAACUUACUAGUAACAGGACCAAAAUGUGUGUAGUUCAGCAGCAGCCUAAGAGGUUCAGAGAGUCUAUCUACAAAAGAAUAUUAGACUGGGAUUAAUGUCCUACCCUGUAUUCAAAAUGGCACCCAACAGAGAGUGGCCACUUAGUGAAAGUUUAUUGAAUGGGUGGAUUGAAGGCACUGGAACCAAAUAAUGCCACGAUAGAAUUUAUUGAAAGCCUUCCAUAAAAUUCUCUAAGAAAACCACUUCUACUAUUCUUGUAGAUCAAAGAAAUCUGUUUCUCCUGAGGGUUUUGAAUAGGCUAUGGAAAAAGCAAUAGAAUGUCCUAGAGGUUUCCUCAUAUUCUUGCUGGAAGCAGGGAGGAGAGGCAAAUGCAAGCAGAGACAGCCUCCUGACAUCUAACUCUGGCCAGCUCCUCUAGUCCUGCUCCUGGAGCAGGAAUACAAAUGAUUCUGUCUAAAAGGGCCUCCUCCAACUUGCACUUGUGAAUUAGAAAUUGAGUGGUGAUAAAUAUAUCUGAUAUACCCGUCUGGUUUAAAUAGCACCCCCCCACUGAUGUACUUAAAUACACACAAAAUGGAUUUCAUUUGUGUGACUAACAGUCUAUUGUUGUAUCAGCAUCACUGUAGUAAAAUUUGCAUCCUAAAAACUAAAGUUCCCAACUUACUGUAUUGGUAUUAAAAUCACACCCAGUGGAAUGCUCUGGAUAUCUAUGAAUUCAGGAGAGAGUCUCUAAAUCACUGUUAAUAUGGCCAGAAACAGUUUCACUUUUCUCAGAACUGUUCCUAUGUGUGGGAACAAAACCCAGUUUUCUUUGCUCUACCCUCUGGAUCCACAGAUAUUUAGAACUAUUCAACGUUGUCCAUGAGGAAGAGAUGGAGGAGAGCUGGGAGGGAGGCAGAAGACUGAGACAGGAAGGAGAAAAGGAGAAUGAGAGCAACAAAGGCAAAAGGGAAAGCUAGAGUCACUUUCUAGGUCACUUUCUAGAUUCACUUUCUAGGUCAGAUUUCUAAGCAUUUUGAAUGUAUUGAUGUCAUCGAAGGAGGCAUACACAUACUCACUUUAUUUUGAUGACAUACAGGCUUGAAUCUGAAAUUGUAAUCACAAGUUUUGAUGGUGGUUGGCUUUAUUCAGGGGAGUAGUAUGCACUAGGGAAAAGCUAGUUGUUCCUUGGGCUACCAAGGCACCCCAAGACGCCCAGGAAGCUUUCUGCUUAGAGAAACUCAGGUCUAGCCUAUUCGUGUGCACCCCAGACUUCUGUUCAUCCAUCCAACAGAUUUUAUUGUGUUCUUACUGUGCCCCACGGUCUAUGUCCAUAGUUUCAGUUCUUUAUACCAGAAUAUGUACAGGAGGGAACCUCACUUAUGAGUCUGAGAAUCUUGGACCUGACCUAUUUGGCAUAGGUAAAAACAAUUCCAUUCUUUCUUUGAAAAGGCUUUUCCAGGGUUUUCUGCUUUUGACACAAGCAUCGUUACUGAAACAAAGGUAUCUGCCCUGUGUUAUCCUGGUUAUGAGAUGAAAAAUGAGUGUCCAAGUGCUUGCCAUUAUGAAAGCCUCCUUUAUCCUUCUCCCAAGCUUUCAGCAUUUAGCAUUCAGCAUUUAGUAAUAGGUGUUGAGCAAAUGAUUAAGCAUUGCUUGUAAUCUCAAGGCUAUGAAGAUUUUUGUUAGUUCUCCUGCUUUUGCAAUAUUAUCUUUAUGAAUUUUGAAUACUCGUAGGUGUUUGAUAUGAAUAGUUGGGGGGCGGGCUAGGAGAUAAUUCCUAGGAACCAUUAUUGAAAUUGCUGAUCUAUUAAAAUGAAUGAGCUCUCUUGAUGUCUGU
This is a messenger RNA of Condylura cristata (star-nosed mole), 4025 nucleotides long. It is a transcript of the gene CYBB, whose product is annotated as cytochrome b-245 heavy chain. The transcript is spliced from 13 exons. The coding region runs from base 10 to 1722 and encodes 570 amino acids. Gene Ontology annotation, molecular function: superoxide-generating NAD(P)H oxidase activity. NCBI's taxonomy places the organism in Eukaryota, Metazoa, Chordata, Mammalia, Eulipotyphla, Talpidae. Gene Ontology annotation, cellular component: plasma membrane; NADPH oxidase complex. The record is from RefSeq and is a predicted model, not a curated record. Gene Ontology annotation, biological process: superoxide anion generation; defense response.